Triticum dicoccoides is the source of this 878-nucleotide messenger RNA. Its product is annotated as oleosin 16 kDa. The transcript has a single exon. Gene Ontology annotation, biological process: lipid storage. Gene Ontology annotation, cellular component: membrane; monolayer-surrounded lipid storage body. Lineage: Eukaryota; Viridiplantae; Streptophyta; Magnoliopsida; Poales; Poaceae. Bases 75 to 557 code for a protein of 160 amino acids. The record is from RefSeq and is a predicted model, not a curated record.
CCUCCCCUCGCUCCCUUCACUCACACCGAGCGUGCUCCGGUAGUGCCCCUCCCUCCACACGUUCCUUCCUUCGCAUGGCUGACCACCACAGAGACAGGGGUGUCCUAGGCGGCGGCGGCGCCUUCGGCGACCGCAGUGGCCAUGGAGGCUACGGCGGCGACCACCACGAGCAGCACCAGCAGAAGCAGCCCGCGCUGAUGUGCGCCCUCAAGGCCGCGACGGCGGCCACGGCCGCCGGGUCGAUGCUGCUGCUAUCCGGGCUGAUCCUGGCAGGCACCGUCAUCGCGCUCACCGUGGCCACUCCCGUGCUGGUCAUCUUCAGCCCGGUGCUGGUGCCGGCGGCCAUCGCGCUGGCGCUCAUGUCCGCCGGCUUCGUGACGUCCGGCGGGCUGGGCGUGGCGGCGCUCUCCGUGUUCUCGUGGAUGUACAAGUACCUCACCGGCAAGCACCCGCCGGGCGCCGACCAGCUGGACCACGCCAAGGCGCGGCUCGCGUCCAAGGCCCGCGACAUCAAGGACGCCGCGCAGACCCGCAUCGACCAGGCGCAGGGGGCUUGAAGAUGAGGUGCGUGCCCCGACGCGCGGCCGAUGCGUGGGUGAUGAACGAUAUAGCGUACGAUUGCUGAUCCGUGCGCGCGUUUGAUCGCCGCCGUGCCCGCCGAGCGAGCAAGUCGACGACGUUUACCACCUGUUGUGCUAUCCGACCGAGUGCGUGUUUAGACUUUUGUUGUGAACUAGUUGUUCUCGUCCUAGUACUCUAGCAGUAUGUUUCCGUGGUCGAAGUCGGGAGAGGGUCUGGAUGCUGGAUGUAUGGUGUGUGCUUGUGGAUGUCUCUGCGUUUAUGAUGAAUAAAUUGCCAAGUUAGGGCGAAGUGUGCAA